This is a messenger RNA of Talpa occidentalis (Iberian mole), 1644 nucleotides long. RefSeq names its product centromere protein S (gene CENPS). Gene Ontology annotation, molecular function: chromatin binding; protein heterodimerization activity. Gene Ontology annotation, cellular component: FANCM-MHF complex; Fanconi anaemia nuclear complex. NCBI's taxonomy places the organism in Eukaryota, Metazoa, Chordata, Mammalia, Eulipotyphla, Talpidae. Gene Ontology annotation, biological process: replication fork processing; resolution of meiotic recombination intermediates. The coding region runs from base 64 to 477 and encodes 137 amino acids. The transcript has 5 exons. The record is from RefSeq and is a predicted model, not a curated record.
ACCCGACUGGUCGUCCGGGCGCCGCGUCCGUCAGAGCCGGCGCGCCCCGAGCCCGCAGCUGGGAUGGCGGAGGCCGACGAGGCCGAGGAGCAGCAGCGAUUCUCUUACCAACAGCGGCUGAAGGCGGCCGUCCACUACACCGUCGGCUGCCUUUGCGAUGAAGUCGCGGCAGACAAAGAGAUAGAGUUCAGCAAACAAACCAUCGCGGCGAUUUCGGAGGUGACUUUUCGACAAUGCGAAAAUUUUGCCAGAGACCUUGAAAUGUUUGCCAGACACGCGAAAAGAAGCACAAUUAACACGGAAGAUGUGAAGCUCUUAGCCAGGAGGAGUCAUUCGCUGCUAAAAUACAUCACAGAGAAAAAUGAAGAGCUCACUCAGUUGAAUGUAGAAAGAAAAGCAAAGAAGAAAAAGUUAGAGAAUGAAAACAGAAGCUCAGUAGAGCUCGCAGAGGCUGCAGGAGUGGAAAGUGAGGACUAAACUGGAUGGCCACUCGGUGAAAGCAAACUUCAGCUGGUCGAACCCCCAAAAUGCGUGCCGCCACCUGGGGACUCUGAGGGAGAAGUGGAGGUUUAGACAGGGCUGGGUGGCUCUCCACACUGUGUGCUCCGAGUCAUUGGCUGCAGAAGCCCGUGUGGAAGAGACCUGGACACCCUUCGGCAAAAUACCUCCUCGUCUGCGGGAGCGUGUCAGAAGAAAGGCGUGUUUGGGGGUGUGUGAGAUGAUAGCUGGCGUGGUUAAUAAAUUGUCUUAGCAAUUUCAUGUGGUUGACUUUAAAAACCUUAUUUACUCUUUUAUAUAAGUUUCUCGCUAUCUUCAUUCCUGUAAUGAGAACUUUUGGUGGUCUUUUGGCUUCACUUGCCAUCUUUCUGUCGGACCAUUUAUAUUUUUGAUGCGCGGCCUUACGGCACAUCUUCCAGAGGGCUGACUCCGCUUCCUGGGUUCUCAGGCACCUCUUCCCCGUUAAGCAUCCCAGUUAGGGCUUCGUGUGCUCUGGCGUGUCCGAGGGGAUGUCGAUCAUCCUUCGUGUUCCACCUUUGGUGGCACAGGGCAGGAAGGAGCUCUAGAGGGUUCUUUUUUUGGCAGACUUGCUUCCUCUGAGUCCUGGGAGUUCCUCUGAACUUAGCUGGCCCCGUUAACCUUAUAACCAGAUGCUUAACCAUAUAGAGAAGCUGAUGUCUUUGAGAUGCAGGCCUGGUGACAUAGGUGGGGGCAAUGUACAUUUUUUAUUAUCACACCAGUUCCGACAAAUAUUUGGAAAAAAAGAUGCGCUGAUUUUUUAUCACUGCAAUUGCUUGGUGCUGGGAAAGUUUCCAAACAUCCCCUUCUGCCCGUUGCAGCAGGAACGGUCCACACCGGCUCGUACUUAGCAGAUACCUCAUGGCCUCGGAAGGGAACUCAGGGCAAGCGUAUUCCCUCUUGAACUGUGGGACUGUAAUGAAGCCUGAGAGGCCACUCAGCCCCGCUGCGGCCUUCCUGACCUGUGUCCCGGGUUCUGCUCCAGGGACGCGCGCCCUCGCAUGGACAUUAUCGGCUGUUAAAAGAUCCUGCUGUAUUCAGAGACGUCUCCCACCCUCCCGCUUCUGUCCAGGCCCUAGCUCUUUGGAAUAAACAGUCUUUGUCUUUCAAGAUAAUUCAGUACUGAGU